UGUUUAAAACAGAACCAUUCAACUAUACAUGGCUUCACUCUCCAGCUUAUGGUUGUAGGAUGAUUGUACACUGUUUAAUAUGGGCUCAUGGAGUCACAGUGGGUUCACGGCUACACGGGAUAAGAUGCUCGCAUUUAAACCAAUUCACGACCUUUCACACACUUUCACAUUUGUCUGUGGCUUUAAAGCAGCAGUGGGAGUGCGAGAGUAAGUUGUGUUUUCUUUGUAAUGAACGUGUUUCAUAGAAUCCACCCAUUUUGUUUAUUGGAAUAAAAAAAAAAUCCAACAAUAGAAUCAAGCCAAUCAGAAGCCGCGUGCGUGACCCAGUGGAAAUCGUUCGGUACUUUCCUCACUUCGACGUCUCUCAACCGAACACGGAAAAGGAGGAUACUUCACGCCGCACGGAAAGCGAUGGCGACCGCCGACGGCCGCUCUCCCGCGCUUCUCCCGGACGACUGCGUCAUCUGCAUGGACGCGGUCAGGGAGAAGAAGACGCUGAGGUGCCGCCACUCCUUCUGCUCCGCGUGCAUCGACUCGUUCUUCAAGCUGAAGCCCGCCUGCCCCAUCUGCAACACCUACCACGGCGUGUACACGGGCACGCAGCCGGCGGGCACGAUGACGGCCACGCGCAGCUCCCAGCACGUGCCCGGCUUCGAGCGCUGCGGCUCCAUCGUCAUCCAGUACCGCUUCCCGGCGGGAAUCCAGGGGCCCGAGCACCCGAACCCUGGCGUGGGCUACAGCAGCACGUGCCGUACCGCCUUCCUGCCAGCCUGUGAUGAGGGAGAGAAAGUCCUGAAGCUGCUGAGGAAGGCCUUCGACAGGCGACUCGUCUUCACCGUCGGACGCUCCGCCACCACAGGUCUCAACAACGUCAUUACCUGGAACGAUAUCCACCACAAGACCAGCAUGGGAGGCGGUCCACAAAGCUUCGGAUAUCCGGAUCCAGAAUACCUGUUCAGGGUUCGAGAGGAGCUUCGUCUUAAAGGAGUGACGGAGGACGACUGAUGGCUGGAGACAACCUUCAAGGACUUUUAAUACUGUGUAUUGUUAUAAGCUCCUUCUUUCAAGCCUGCACGUUUUGCAGCAGGAAUCCUGAGGUCAUAAGUUAAGAGAUGUGGAGGUUAUUGACCUCCCAAAGAAUGUCCAGCUCUAAGCCAACUAUGCAAAAAGUCCUAAUAUAGUCUGUGCACUAUGUACCAAAACACAGGCAUUACAGCACAGCUAGUUCAGCUUCAGGGAAUCUACUACUGAUCACUAGUCAACAGGGAGAAAACACACUGUUGCAUUUUUACUACUCUAGCUUGUAUUGGGUCAAAUACACAGGACGUCUGGGAAAUGAAUAGUGAUAGAAAGUGUUCACCCAGACACAAAUCCAAUGUCUGUAGCAUCGUUAGACUGAGUGAAUUGUUUACAGGACAAAGUCUGCUGAUUUUCUUUUUUUUGUGUACUGUAACUUUACCGUACACAUCCAUCGCUGCCCCGAAACCAUUAAAUCCACAUAAACAGGUGAAAUUUUACUUAGUUUCAGUUUUAGAGUAAUUCUCAGUAGCAUUUAAUUAAAUAAUCAAAGCAGUUUUC
Molecule: messenger RNA, 1578 nt
Organism: Betta splendens (Siamese fighting fish)
Lineage: Eukaryota; Metazoa; Chordata; Actinopteri; Anabantiformes; Osphronemidae
Product: probable E3 ubiquitin-protein ligase DTX3
Exons: 3
Coding region: 412-1005 (197 amino acids)
Biological process (GO): protein ubiquitination; Notch signaling pathway
Source: RefSeq, a predicted model, not a curated record